GAACACUGCUAUACGCGAGUGAAACGCUAAUGCCAGCGUGCAGCGAAAACCUUUUCGCUCUCGAUCAGUCGUUGAGCUCGUACCCACUUCUCUCUCUCUCUCUCGCUCGCCUCCGUACCGACGCCACAACGUAUUAUAUUAGCAGCUGCAGCAGCACGAGACAAACGCAGUCUUAUAAACACAUUGUACGAAUAAACACACCAACACGGUUAUCCAUAGUUUCUUAGUUUUCUUCAAUUUCUUUGGUGUGCAACAACGAACGACGACGUUAUUACUGUAGAAAUAAAAUACGUAGCAGUGACGAAAUAGCAUACAUCGAGUUAAACCGUGACUGUAAGAUCGGAGUUAUAGAGAAAAAAAAAAACGACGGAGAACUGCAGAAAGAUUUUCGUUUGUAACAUAAAAAUCGGCGUUGGCCCUCCCUCGUGAACACAUGCGAUACAAGUAGAAACGACUCGAGGAGCAGAUAUCGAAAGCAGCUGUUACGCAUAUAUAUAGAUAUAGAUAUAUAGUACAUAACACUUGUUACAUAUAUAGUGCAUCUGUCGUGCGUGUGUAAUAUACUCACCGCGUACCAUGAUCAAGUGAAGCAGCAGUGAUUAAGCCUGUGUCUGUGAUAUUACUGAACUGUUAACUGUGCAUGUUUGUGUGUCUGUGUCCGUUUAUACAUAAAAAGUACCACUAACGUGCCCAAGAGUUGAGCUAUUUUUUUUUUCUACGGCUCUUUCUCCAAUUUGUAUCGCCGAUUUCCUCUUCUGUGUGUCUACGAACGAGCCCCACAAAGGCCCGUGUUAAGUAAAAACAGUCAAGAUUGCUCCAAAUCUGCCCGAAAUUUCAAAAAUGUUCGGAGCCAACGGUAGUCCAACGGCUUCUUCGUCGAGAUCGUCCCCGAGAAUGAGACCGAGAAUGUCGCCGAGAUCUUCGCCAAGAUCGUCACCGAGAAUAUCACCGAGGAUGUCACCGAGGACGUCACCUAGAUCAUCGCCGAGAAUGUCGCCGAGAUCGUCGCCGCCGACAAUGUCUUCGAGACCGUCGUCCCCGAUGGCGUCCUUCCAGGUCUACAACUCUGUGAAAUCGCCCACGCCUUCUGAUAUGAAAGCGGCGAUCAACGGAGUUCCCUUCCCCAAUGGUGACGGAGGCUGCUCAUGGGCACAACGACCCUCCGCUAAGGACGAGCUCAAGAACGCGCAGUUUCACGACUCGGCUCGCACUAAUUCGUUCGAGCGUCAUAUGCCACAGAACGACGCAACGAGUAUGGACGUCGACCCCAGCAGCGAACCCCAGGGCGAGACGAUGACGUUCUUCAAGGACACUUUCGCCACCGAGGUCAUGAAGGUCAUGUACACGAUGCGCAACAAUCGCAUGCUGACCGACGUCGCUCUGGAGGUGGGCGACAAGGUGCUCUGGGCCCACAAGAUCGUUCUGGCUGCGUCCAGUUCCUACUUCACGGCUAUGUUUACAGGUGGCUUGAAAGAGACGAACAUGACCAGGGUGAAGCUCGAGGGCGUCUGUCCGUCGUCCAUGGACCAAUUGAUACACUUCAUGUACACCGGCGAGGUGGGUGUCAGCGAUAGUACCGUCUGCACUCUGCUGUGCGCCGCGAUGAUGUUUCAGGUUACGCACGUUGUAGAUGUAUGCUGUCUUUUUCUAGAGAAACAAUUAGAUCCGAUAAAUGCAAUAGGAAUUUCUAACUUUGCUGAAAAGUUCAGUGUUUGGAAACUACACGAGUCAGCGAAUCAAUAUAUUGUGCAUCAUUUCUCAUCUAUAUCCCAAGAAGAAGAAUUUCUUCAGUUAUCAACUCGUCAAUUAGUGCAAUUGGUAAGCAGUGAUGAAUUAGACGUGCAAGAAGAAAAAGAUGUUUACAAUGCCGUCCUAAAGUGGGUAUCGUAUAAGGAAGAUGAUCGGAGCCCUCUAAUGGAGUCCAUUCUUCAUUCUGUUCGAUGCCAAUAUCUCACCCCAAAUUUCCUACGAGAGCAAAUGAAAAACUGCGAUUUAUUAAAACGGAUGCCAUCGUGCAAAGAAUAUUUAGCAAAAAUUUUCAAAGAUUUAACUCUACACGUCAAGCCACGUGUCCAAAGGCGUACUCCAAAAGCUAAAAGAAUUAUCUUUGUUGCUGGAGGAUUCCAUGUGCACUCCCUUGAUACAUUAGAAGCUUACAAUGUUGAUGAUGGAACAUGGACCAAAUUAGCUUCUCUAUUACUACCCCGCAGUGGGCUUGGAGGUCUAUUUUUGAAAGGUUUCUUUUAUGCUAUUGGUGGAAGGAACAAUCAUCCAAGCAAUGGCGGCCGAUUUGACAAUAACUUAGUAGAUCGUUAUGAUCCAAGCACCAACUCUUGGAGGCCUUGCAGUCCUCUUUCAAUUGCUAGAAAUAGGGUAAGCGUAGCUGUCAUGGAUGAUUUAAUUUAUGCUAUUGGAGGAAGUUAUAAUCAGGAGUAUCAUGACUCUGUUGAGUAUUACGACCCUAAUUCGGAUGCAUGGAAUAAAAUUGCAUCUAUGAAUACGGCAAGAUUAGCAACAGGAGUAGCUGUUGUUAAUAGGUUAAUGUACGCAAUUGGUGGAUUCAAUGGAUUUCAAAGAUUGAAUACAGUUGAGUGUUAUCACCCUGAAAAUGGCAGAUGGAGUUAUGUUGCACCAAUGAAGUAUGCUCGUUCUGGAGCAGGUGUUGCAAGUAUUGGUCAAUACAUUUACGUCGCUGGAGGCUUCAAUGGUACUGGGCAGAUUACUAGUUUAGAACGUUAUGAUACAGAAACGAAUACUUGGGAAGAACUUAGUCCACUUCCAUUUCCAAGAAGUGCCUUGACUUUGACUGCUGUAGAUCACUUACUGUAUGCCAUUGGUGGAUUCGAUGGAUCUAAAUUUUGUGAAUAUUGCCUAAUUUAUGAUACUAAAACUGAUACAUGGAGUCAAGGGAUGAAAAUGAAUGAACCAAAAUCUGGUCACGCUAGUGCAUUAUUUUAUCAGCGAUGUGGUCAUCAGUGCAGCCACAUAGAUUCAAUAAGUGAUGCGUUACAAGCAAGUUCCUCAUCUUGACAAUGAUGUGCAGUAUAGAUCGGAUAGAUUUCAUAAAUUUAUCAGAUACUCCUAGAUUUACAAAACUAUUGAAUAAGAGCUACUAGGUAAAAUUGCGCGUUUUUAAAUUUCGAUUGAAAGAAAAAAUUCAAUUGUCAUUAAUUUUUAUUUGAAAAUCGUGCAUUUAACGGUGCAUUUAAUUCUGAAGUGAAUCACUUCGUUAUUACAUAGUACAAACUCGUAGUUAGAUAGAAAACUAAAUGAUGUAAUUUUAUUGGAACUUGUUUAAUAUGUUCUUUUAAUUCUACAUCUUUUUAUAAUAGGAAAACUAAUGAAUUUAUGCAAAAACUCAAAUAUUUUUAUCCAAUAUAUAGUAUAUCCAAUUAUAUAAUUGUACAUAGAAAUUUUUCGUGUAAACGGCAAUAUACAAAAGCCAAUGGAGAUGUUUUUAAUAAAAUAUUGCGCUAGAUGUACCAAAGUGCCUAGUAACGACCAUUGUAAUUUUUAAAGAACCGUUAUUAAGUUCUUUGCUCGCGUAUUAAAUGAACAAAAAACUGUGUAUCGUAGAGAUAUAUUUCAACUGCGAAAUAAGUCGAUAGGCUUAUCCAAUGACUGUGUGAAAUAAUAAAUGUCAAUUAUGCAUUUUUAUUAUUCGUAUAUUAAACGAUUAUAUUUUUACUAGUGAAUACAUUUUAGACUGGCUCUGCGAGCGUUGUAUGAAAAAACGAAAAAGCAGAGAGAAAAUAAAUAUUUUCU
Messenger RNA from Trichogramma pretiosum, 3765 nucleotides. It is a transcript of the gene Keap1, whose product is annotated as kelch-like ECH-associated protein 1. Lineage: Eukaryota; Metazoa; Arthropoda; Insecta; Hymenoptera; Trichogrammatidae. The transcript is spliced from 9 exons. Gene Ontology annotation, molecular function: protein binding. The record is from RefSeq and is a predicted model, not a curated record. Bases 841 to 3030 code for a protein of 729 amino acids.